AUGUUGUUUAUUAAUCUUAUAUCAAAUAUUAAAAUUAUAAUUUAAAUUGCUGUGUUGUUGUUGUUCUUUAAACAAAUAAAUUAAGCUAAUGGAUAUGAUUGUACACCUGUUAUAACAAGUUAAAAUUUUAAUGCAUCAUAAAUUAUAUGCGCUUUAGCUUAGACUAAUAACUAUGAUAUUAACCAAGUUAGUCCUAAUUUGGUAUUUCCAAGUCCUAGCUGCUAUAAUAUUAAAAAUGUUGCAAUGGGUGGUAAUAACUUUUAUGGGAUAGGAGGUGAUAGCUGUGAUUAUACAUAACCUAUUGUUUAUCGAUACAAUAGUUCUCCAUAUUAUGCUUAAAGAGUCUUCAUUUUCCCAGUUCAGUGGGUUUUUUAAUCUAAUUGCCCGAUGAUAAAUGCUUCUAUAUCUGUUAAUAAAUAACUUCAAAAAUAUACCUAAAUUACUCCUUCAUAAUACUUUGCUUCUUUUAAUUUAUGUGAUUACUAUUCAGGUGGGAUAUUUUUUGAUAAUCUUAAUGAAUUAGUUACUUAGAUUUCUUAUUAUCCUGGCUAGUAUACAAAAUAUAUUGAAUCGCUUUACAUAUUGAUAUUUAAGUGUCCUUUGGGUUGUAGUUCAUGCGAUAAUAGUUUGUUAAAUUGUCUAAGUUGCACUGAUGGAUACUAUUUACUGGGAAGUUCUUGCUAAGAAAAGGAUGAGACUAUGAAAUCAAUAAGUUAAGUAUCAUAAAUAGCAUUUACAAGUGCAAUGUCUUUGAGUUUUUUAUAAAGUGCAGUGUCUUCCUCAAGCUUUGGUAUAUUGAUGAGUGGUUUUAUAGUUUAAAAAUUUAGCUAUUUUUUAUUGGUAGAUACUAUCUUACCCAUAAAUAUCUAUCAAUUUUUGUAAGCUUUAUCUAAAUAGUAUCCUACUUAGCAGUUGACAUUUCUAAAUGCAUUCAAAAAUUUAAUUAGUUCAGAUAACUAAAAUUAUUAAAGUGAUAGAUACUAAUUAGUGAAUAUAUCUUUUAAUAUUUUACAGACAAGUGGAUAAUAUGCUCUUGUAUUUUCUGUUUGCUUAUUUUGCUUUUUAGCUUUAUGCUUAAUUUUCUAAUAUACUCACAAUGUUAAGUUCAUUUCAUUUUUUGGCAAGCUUUAUGAUAUAAUUAUAUCAGGAUUAAUCAUUUAGUAUAGUUAGCUGUGUGUAAUGAUUUUUUCUAUUGGAAUUAAUCAACAAAUCAAAGAAUUUGCAAAAAACUCUGAAAUCUAAUUAUUAGGUCUUAAAAUAAGUUUUACAUUAUUACUUUUAACAUCAAUUCUUUGCAUAUUCUAUGCCUUACACAAAUAUAUUAAUUAUGAAAAAGCCUAAUUUGAUGAUAAUAAUAAUAAUUUUAGUUAAAUCAAUAAAUAGAAAAUUCUAAAUGAUAUUAUAUUAGAAUCUAAAAUAAGAAGAUACUUUGUGUUAAUUAACUUAGUUUUUGAAGCCUUGCUUAUACCAACUAUUUUUAUAUAGUUCAGUUCUAUCUGGUAAGUAUGUACAUCACUAUCUUUAACUGUUUAAUUCAGCCUUCUUGUCAUAACAAUUUAUUUAAGACCUUUUGCUUCUAAGCUAAAUAACAUUUUUUUUAUAAUAAAUUCUCUGUUAUGGUUGAUACUUUACAUAAUAUUUCUUUUAAUUAACAUUAUUAUUUAGUAAACUCUAAGCAAAAACCAUGAAGUAUUUUUAGACGUAAGCUCCUUAAUAUUCUUAGUUAUACUAUUCAUAAUAAUAUUAUUACCAGUUUUUUUAAUGCUAAUUUAACUAAUUAUGUAGCUGAUUCAAUUUAUUAAUUAAAAAAGAAAAGAAAAAAAUAAUAAAAAGGAAUAGAGCUAAAAUUCAAUUAUCUUGAAUUAAAGUUCAAAUACUCAAAUAAAAAAUAAUACAUAACAAUCCUUAAAUAUAUAUGAAAAAAAAAAAUCAAUGUCAUCUUACUUUGAUUAAUUAACGUCAAAACGUUCUUGGUUUAACCGCUCUAAAAAAAAAUAAAAAAUAAAAAAUGGUUUUAGUAAAACAAAAAAUUGCAUAUAAAAUGAAUGA
This is a messenger RNA of Tetrahymena thermophila SB210, 2049 nucleotides long. Its product is annotated as transmembrane protein, putative. NCBI's taxonomy places the organism in Eukaryota, Ciliophora, Oligohymenophorea, Hymenostomatida, Tetrahymenidae. The transcript is spliced from 5 exons. The record is from RefSeq and is a predicted model, not a curated record.